This is a messenger RNA of Physcomitrium patens, 2093 nucleotides long. Lineage: Eukaryota; Viridiplantae; Streptophyta; Bryopsida; Funariales; Funariaceae. The record is from RefSeq and is a predicted model, not a curated record.
CGUCGGAGUAUUGGAUGCUGUGUUUGUUUUUGUGUUGUAAAACUUAUAUCUUGAGCAUUCCGAAGUGGUAGAAAGUAACGAUUGUAUUUCGAGAGAGUCAUGAUCGUUUUAUAUUGAAAGUCAUGGUUUUGGCAUCCCAUGGGAUUUUUUCGUUCUGGUGAUGGCAUUGACGUUACCAGAGUGUUAAAUGGAAAGUUUCAAGACUUAUGGGAAAGUUGACCAGAAGUUGGACCCACAUGGGAAUUCUAGGGUUUUACGGGCAGAGAUUGUUUUCUGUGCGUGUGACAGUAGUGCUUCGUCGUGGUCCAGAAACUAGGCUCUCGCAAUAGACGGACACAUGCCGCUGACAGAGCUCGCGGCAACUCUCACUGCAGCUUCCUCUUUGUUCAAUGCCCUCAAGUCUGACUGUCUUGUGUGGUGCGCAGUUUGAUCCCUCUCGGUAGUGGAGAGAGCCACGGUCGAUAGUUGUAAUUUGCGCAAUUAUGACGUUGGAAUAGAGCAUGGCUGAGGUGAUACCAGAGGGAGCCUUGUCUCGGGCACAGUCUCCGCGAAUGUGCGUCUGGUGAGCGAAACGUGAUUGAGAGGGAAGGAAGUCUUCUGUGGGAGCGGAUUGGAAGCUUGUAAGCGAUUGUUGUUGCUGGAGUGGCGUGGGGUUGGAGGCGCGCACUAUGAUAGAGGAAAGCCAACCAAUCUGCGGCGAGACUGCCUCUCCAUUCGGAUGUAGGGAGGUUGAGGCGGAGCAGACACCUUCGCCAGGGUCUCAUGGGACGUGGUCUGGAUUUCCUGCGGAAUUGGGAAUCAAGCAGCGGGAGGGAGCAGUGGAGCCUACUAGGUCGCCACCCUUCACGACGGUGAUUCGGAAGACAAGCGUGUUGGGGUGCUUAGGGAUCAUCCUGGGAAGCUUGCUUUGGUGCAUCAUGCAUACAGUGCGCUCCAUUCAGCAGUGGCAACCUCCUCUGGGGAAGGAUGUGGACCCAUUCUGUUGGCCUGUUGUGAAAUCCUACCUCUUCCUCGUGGCUCAGCUCAGUUUAUUUGUCACCGUCACGCUCUUCGCGUUCACGAUCCCUACUUUAGUGAUGACAUGGAUCACAGCUCUUGUGAUGGAGUAUUUGUUUGGCUUUCGGGUCGGUAGGCGAGGUCAAAAGAGACUGAUCGAGUCCGCCAGGGGCUGGGCCAAGGAGAUGUCGUGGUCCACAUUCAAGAGCGCCAUGCAGGAAGGGAAGGUAUUUGGCGGGGCAGCUUUUCUGACAUUGUGCUUGCUACCGUGGGUCCUUGGGACGUCACACAUAUUUGCUGGACAAACAUGUCCUUCAAGCGAUUCUUCACCGGGUUCUCUGAGCUCCGGACUCAGCUCUUAGUGCUGCUGCCACACCCAUACAGCGUUCCCAACUGUCAAUCAAAAAGUACGAAAAACCUUACACUGCAUUGAAACAACGAAGAAUAAACCCUCUCUGAAUGUUUCGAUGCACGACUCGGAGUUACUCGGCCAUUUAUUCCUUGCACAAUUAUUUGCCACUAAUGUAAACGAAGCAUAUGAAGAGAAACUGGCUGACGAUCUUGGCAUACGAUCUGUCGUACCCCCAUAUCCUUUGGUCUUCCAAGGAAACGAACCGACAGGAUUGCUGGAUAGACCGCAACCUAGACAGUUGAUUACGAUCAUCGAACGUUCAUCAACUUGAGCUUUUUCGCUCAAUGUGCCAUCGUUUUCAGCUCGAGACGUCAAGCUCUUCGCUGUUUUUCGUUACCAAAUGACUGCAGCAUCCAAGACAAAUGGGAAAGGAAGACCCAGACCCACGCAGACAAACCCACAAGUAAGGAUUGAUCGCGAGCAUGGUGGUCGACAAAGCGUGCGUCGUACGGAGCUUGUGCCUUCAUCGGCAACGCACUGAUGGGAGAUCCGGACGAUGUGAAGAGAGGUUUGCGUCGCGGGCCUUCGCUAUGUCACGGACUAACUACGAAGCUUCCCGAUGCCACCUGUCAUAUAUCCACGUGUCUGUCUCGCAUAGCUAUUAAUGUAAUUGUAUUGUCAAAAAGGCCGUGACAAUUUGUAAGUCAAUAAAUAUGAACGUAUAUUUGAUGUUAUUCGUAAGAGA